CAGGCCGAGGAAGAGAGGGCGCGUUGCAGCGCGAGGACCCGGCGAACGUUAAAAGGAUGUUCAUGUUGUUGUUAACCCCCAGUCGGUUGACAGCCAUCGGUCACCGAUGGUUUACAAGGGUCGGCACACUUUCCAGUCGCCCUAAUUGCGCGAUAAUAUUUUCUCAUCAAACAAAGCCUGGUGGGAGGUACCCUCAGACUACCUACCCUAAAAGAUCAUCGGAAAUUCUCGUAUAUUAUCUAGCAGAUAAUACGUUCGGUUGCAAGAAGGAUUCUGACUGGUUGGCUGUGCGUGAGAAAUAGUGGGUUGUCGAAGAGAUUGGUAACCUUCGAUCUCAGUUCUACGGAUAAUAAGAGAGAGGUGCUAGGGGUGUCUCCGACUCGGUGCAUCUGUGUCGAGUCAACAGAGGCGGGAGCGAUGCCGAUCAAGUUGUAUUAUCGAGAUUACGCGAACCAGAACCAGCAGAACGAGACAACCGCGGCCGCUGAUUCCCAGAAAACCACCGACAGAACAGCGCUGAACUACCUGAGGAGCCAGGACCCGAACGUACCGUACUCGAUCAACACGGUGCACCUGCAGAACCCUUACAAACCGCCCCAAAGGCUGGAGGGGUUCGCACCGCGGGAGAAUUUUAAAGUGCGGCCAGCGUCCGUCAAGACCAUGUACCGGUCAAGGGACACGACGCUGAGAUCGAGGUACAAGAACGGAUUGCUGAAGGGGGAUGUUUCAGCGACGCAACAGAACGACCGGAAUAAUGAUAAAAUGAAGAAAAACGAGCGUGUGCGACAGUGCCUGAAGAAAAUUGAAAUUAAGAACGCUCUGAAACAGUACUGCAACAACUCGAGCCUCCACGGAUUGCGUUACGUCGGCGACUCGAAUCUGACGAUCGCUGAAAGAGUAUUCUGGAUGAUAUCGUUUACGCUCGCGGUGAUGACCGCCUCGUAUUACAUAUGGUUCCUGUAUAAAAAAUGGGUCACCACGCCGAUCAUCAUUUCCUUAAGCCCGGAGCCCAUAUCUCUAAACGAGUUCCCUUUUCCCUCGGUGACCGUUUGCAACAUGAACAACGCGAAGAAGAGCAUGGCGGAACUAAUACUCGCCGGGAAGGAUAGCCGGAAGAAGCUGUUAUUGGAAGACAAGUGCAGCACCGAGGUGAACCUCACCGCGUACGAUCUUGAUGAGACCUCAAUAACGUGGAAUAACAUGCUUCAGUUUACGAUCAACGUGUCACAAUCCUGCGCAGAAAUGCUGCACCGCUGCGAAUGGCGCGGGAAUAUGACUGAUUGCGAGAAGAUAUUCAAUCCCACCAUGACCGACGAGGGAUUGUGUUGUAACUUCAAUUCCGUUCAUAAGAAGUACCUGUUUUAUAAACCAGAGGAUUUGUCCCUACUGAACAACACGUACCCGUACAAUAGCAUCGACUGGAAUCCCGAAACUGGUUACGACGAUAGCGUGCUAGCAGAAUCUAUACCUUGGAGGCCGUACGGUGCCGGACAGUACUAUGGUUUGACUUUGGUCUUGGACGCGGACAUCGCUGAAUAUUAUUGUUCCUCCACCGCUAGCGUGGGUUUCAAGAUGCUUCUGCAUAACCCGGUGGAGACACCGAAGAUAGCCGAAUACGCGUUCGCGAUAACCCCAGGUGAGGAGACUAGGAUACUCGUGACGCCCCAGAUAUCGACCGCCAUGAAGACGAUAAUCAACGUUCCCCAGAAGAAGAGGAAGUGCUUCUUCACGUCGGAGAGAAAGCUGCUCUACUAUAGGACCUACACGCAGAGGAACUGCAUCCUGGAGUGCGAGGCGAAUUUCACGCAGAAGAUCUGCCAAUGCGUGCAAUAUUACAUGCCAAAGUCCUUGAACACACCGAUCUGCGAGAAAAAAGACGAUCAGUGCGCGACGACGGCCCGUCGAGCAAUGGAGAGGCAAUUUUACGAUGACGAUGGCAGUACGAUUUCCAUAAACGCCUCCGAAACGCAGAGCUGUAACUGCUACCCAGGCUGCUUCGAGAUCAAUUAUAACGUGGAGAUAUCGCAGAGUAAGAUAGUGCCCUCUUUCAACAUCGAUGAGAUCUACGUGAAGAAGGAUAGAGAGUAUUUCGCCAAAAACAUGGCGGUGGUCCAUUUAUUCUUCGUAGAGACUCAGUUCACUAAGUUCGUGAAAAAUGAUCUGUUCGGAUUCACUGAAUUCCUCUCAAGUACCGGCGGUCUGUUGGGACUGUUUAUGGGCUUCAGUUUUAUGUCGCUGGUGGAAGUCGUCUAUUUUAUGACACUGCGGAUCUGGUGUCGAAUAUUUAGAAACGGUCACGCCCACCGUAACACCCUCCAAGUGCAUCCAUUGGAUCCCAGUAAAAACGUCGUUUAUCCGUUCAUGCAGUGACAUCUUGACUUCUCUUUCUCAGAAAGUCGUUAUUAUCCUUGAACAUCGGCGAGGUGUUAAUUAGAUACAUGAAAUUGAAGUACCACCUUAAUUAGUCACCAUUUUUCCCGCGACUUAAUUAUAUCGAAGAUUUGGUAUUUGUCGUCAGUAUCUUCUAGCGAUUAAAUUUGUGCCAGGCGCACACAUACACACACAUACACACACGCUGCAGGAAAAUAUACAGAAUUUUUAACGAAUUCCAACAUUUCUUCCGUUAUUCGAACGCAACGCUGUACAGUGAAAGUCAAUAAGGAUCGCAACUGUGGACUAACU
Messenger RNA from Nomia melanderi (Alkali bee), 2682 nucleotides. The record is from RefSeq and is a predicted model, not a curated record. NCBI's taxonomy places the organism in Eukaryota, Metazoa, Arthropoda, Insecta, Hymenoptera, Halictidae.